This is a messenger RNA of Terrapene triunguis (Three-toed box turtle), 735 nucleotides long. Its product is annotated as hepatic lectin-like. The record is from RefSeq and is a predicted model, not a curated record. Bases 1 to 735 code for a protein of 244 amino acids. NCBI's taxonomy places the organism in Eukaryota, Metazoa, Chordata, Testudines, Emydidae. The transcript has 6 exons.
AUGGGUCAGGAAGAUGAGGUCACCUACGCGGAUCUGAAAUUUCCUCCCAGAUCGCAGCAAACAGAUGUGAAGAAAGCAGUACACCCAGAAUCAAAGCCCCCUGCCCAGAGGACGUCUCUGUGGCCUUGGCUAGUGAUAGCAAUGAUUCUCUGCGUGCUGUUCCUGGUGGUGCUAAUUUCCCUGAGUAUCCUGUAUUCCCGGCUCCUGGCUGGCAACACGCGGCUUCUAGAGGAAUCCAAGAGCAAAAUGGAGCAAGUGGAAGGGAGAUACUCCCAGUUACUGCAGUGGGCGUUACACACAAAUAUCUGCACCCUGUCCUCCAACACCUCAGAGCCCCGCAUGCUGAAGGAAGGGACUAAGCUGGACUCCUCCAGCUCUGAGGUGGCCUCUGACAAUGACUACCAGCUCAGGCCCCACAGGGAGGUCUUUCUCAGCAAGCCGCGUGGGCAGUCGGUUUAUUGGAUUGGUCUGACGGAUGUGGCCCAAGAAGGCUCGUGGAAGUGGGUGGAUGGCACUGACUUAAACCAAACGGAGAAAUUUUGGUACCAUCCCCAGCCAGAUAACUCUGACAAUGAGGACUGUGCAUCUCUGAGAUUCGAAGAACCCCCGCCACGUAACUGGAAUGAUGACAAGUGCUCCAAGCCUUUCCCCUACAUCUGUGAAAAGGCGGCAGCAGACACUCUCACCAUCUCAUCUUCCUCUGACUCAGAAAAUCUUUUUCAUUGCGGCCAAUGA